Messenger RNA from Brachypodium distachyon (stiff brome), 1524 nucleotides. RefSeq names its product cysteine protease XCP1. Gene Ontology annotation, cellular component: lysosome. NCBI's taxonomy places the organism in Eukaryota, Viridiplantae, Streptophyta, Magnoliopsida, Poales, Poaceae. Gene Ontology annotation, molecular function: cysteine-type endopeptidase activity. Bases 38 to 1108 code for a protein of 356 amino acids. The transcript has 4 exons. The record is from RefSeq and is a predicted model, not a curated record.
AUGUGUUUCUGGCAAUUUCAUCACAAGAAAUACUACCAUGGCCAUGGGAUCAAAGCUCUCAUUGUUCUUCUUGUCGCUAGGCUUUGUAGCAUAUUCUUCUAGUGCUAGCCACAAUGAUCCCUCGGUUGUCGGGUACUCGCAGGAGGAUCUCGCAUUGCCAUAUAAGCUUGUUGAUCUCUUUAGUUCGUGGUCAGUUAAGCAUAGCAAGAUCUAUGUGAGCCCAGAGGAGAAGGUGAAGAGGUAUGAGGUGUUCAAGCAGAACCUGAAGCACAUUGUGGAAACAAACAGGAGGAAUGGGAGCUACUGGCUAGGCUUAAAUCAGUUCGCCGACGUCGCUCACGAAGAAUUCAAGUCCACUUAUCUAGGAUUGAAGACUGGAAUGGACGGCCCGGCACGCGCUCCGACGGCGUUCAGGUACGAGAACUCCGUGAAUUUGCCCUGGUCAGUGGACUGGAGAAAGAAGGGAGCAGUGACGCCGGUCAAGAACCAAGGAGAAUGCGGAAGUUGCUGGGCCUUCUCGACCGUGGCAGCCGUCGAAGGAAUAAACCAGAUUGCGACAGGCAAGUUGGAAUCGCUGUCGGAGCAGGAGCUGAUGGACUGCGACACCACCUUCGAUCAUGGCUGCGGAGGUGGUUUCAUGGACUUCGCCUUCGCCUACAUAAUGGGGAACCUGGGGAUCCACACCGACGAUGACUACCCGUAUCUCAUGGAAGAGGGCUACUGCAAAGAAAAGCAGCCUCAAUCCAAAGUCGUCACGAUAAGUGGUUACGAGGAUGUCCCGGAGAACAGCGAGGUAAGCCUACUGAAAGCAUUGGCUCACCAGCCCAUCAGCGUGGGCAUAGCUGCAGGCAGCAAAGACUUCCAAUUCUACAAAAGGGGGGUGUUUGAAGGUUCGUGUGGCACUGAACUGGAUCAUGCGCUGACGGCAGUCGGAUACGGUUCAUCUGAUGGCCAGGACUACAUCAUCAUGAAGAACUCGUGGGGCAAGAGCUGGGGGGAGCAAGGGUAUUUCAGGAUAAAGAGGGGCACCGGGAAACCGGAGGGCGUGUGCAGCAUCUACAGCAUGGCUUCUUACCCUACCAAGAGCAUUACAGGCCACGGAGCUUAAUUUUGUAAGCAGUACAUAUGUGAUGUGUCUUGUGAUUCAUCCCAAGCAACCAUAUGGAAGCAACGUCAUUCAUUCAAUUGAACCCGGAUGUCCAGUGGAACCGAGGACCGUGUCGUCUUGGGUACUUCAGUUCAGUUCGCAGCCCAUCGGAAGGACUGGCUGAGGAGUACCUGGGAGCCACUGAAGAAAGUGUGAUAAGAUACUUUCUUUGUCCCAUUAGCACAACGAGGUCCCAUGGUCUAGUGGUUAGGACAUUGGACUCUGAAUCCAGUAACCCGAGUUCAAGUCUCGGUGGGACCUUUAUUUUUGUAAAUUUGUAUAAAUUGCAAAUUCUUUUGCCACAUCGUCGUGAACCCAUGAUUCUCGACAAAGAGUUCACCAGGUCAGAAAGAAACAAAGGUUGUUUUUCGGACCUC